AUGGCCAAUGGAGCAGCCGGAUGGGCAAGUGCACCUGAUGGACCAUAUGCUUGGGGAUAUUGCUUUCUGAAGGAAGUAAACCAUGCCGAUUAUUGUUCUAAUUCCAAUGAGUGGCCAUGUGCUCCUGGGAAACAAUAUUAUGGAAGAGGACCAAUCCAAAUCUCUUACAACUUCAAUUAUGGGCCAGCGGGUAGAGCUAUUGGUGUAGAUCUUCUCAACAAUCCUGAUUUAGUAGCCCAAAAUGCAAUAAUUUCAUUCAAGACUGCCAUAUGGUUUUGGAUGACUCCACAAGGUAAAAAGCCAUCAAGCCAUGAUGUUAUCACCGGAAGAUGGACACCGUCCCAUGCUGACAGGGCGGCUGGCCGGGUACCUGGAUACGGCGUGAUCACCAACAUAAUCAACGGUGGAGUUGAGUGUGGACAUGGGUGGGAUGCUAGGGUUGAAGAUCGGAUUGGAUUUUACAAGAGAUAUUGUGGCAUAUUUGGAGUUAGCACAGGGGAUAACUUAGAUUGCUAUAACCAAGCAUCAUUUGGCAAUAGUUUGUUAAUUAAGCAAGUUGUAUAA
Arachis duranensis is the source of this 564-nucleotide messenger RNA. Its product is annotated as endochitinase 2-like. The transcript is spliced from 3 exons. Gene Ontology annotation, biological process: cell wall macromolecule catabolic process; defense response to fungus; chitin catabolic process. The record is from RefSeq and is a predicted model, not a curated record. Lineage: Eukaryota; Viridiplantae; Streptophyta; Magnoliopsida; Fabales; Fabaceae. Bases 1 to 564 code for a protein of 187 amino acids. Gene Ontology annotation, molecular function: chitinase activity.